CUGGUUAUCAAAGUCAAGUAUGGAUUUUUUAAUGUGAUUACUUUCAAAUAGUUUAUUUUCAUUUUUCUUCUUCAGUUGUAUACCCAGAUAUCGAGAUUACGUUGUCAUGUUCACGUAGCUUAUAUAUAUUUCAAUAAACAUGCGAAUUUAAUGAAAGUCUCUCUGUAAAUUCAUAUGAAUUUCACACAAUUCUGCAUAAAAGAGGCCAUAAAGACACAUGAAAAAAAAAAUCGGAAUUAAAAUAAAUAAGACGAAACAAUGAGGACAAUAGAAUGGCAUUUUAUUAUUUUAAGCCUAAUUGUGUCAAAAACGUGUUAAUUAAUAUAAUAAAAUGUGCAUUUCUGUCAAAUUAAAUGAAUCAGGAAUUGAGGAAAACUCGAUGGUGUUUGGGGUGUGUUUUACUCAGGUGUAUUGUGGAGCUCUGGGAUUGGUCCUGCUCUUUCUGCCCUCUCCUGCUUUCGGGGCUGAGGUUCAAAAUCUCAAGAAUAUAACUGAUCACCUUAACAAAUCCUAUGGUAUUGAUGGUCAGUACGCUCUGGGCAUUAAUGUCCUAGCUAAAUAUUGUGCGCAAGGUGCCAGCCUCGACCAGAACUUCCUCUCUGGCGACGAAGCAAAUAAAGUGAAGAGCGACAUGAACAGUGAAGAAUGUAUUUACAUUGGUAAUGAGCUGGUUGGUGCCAGACCAAAACGAAAAAAUUCUAAAAGAAACAUCCACUCUGAGUCCCUGUUGCUGAGAAUCCCUGUUGCUGAGAAUCCCUCGCCCAUGCAAGACCUCCUGAAUAGACGGAAAGAUGGCUGCACGGUUUUCUACACCUUCAACUCCCCCUGUGUGCAAACCUGCUCAACACCUAACGGAAACCACAGCAUCAUCCCAGCUCUCGACAUGUUCAAGACGCACACGGGUCCAAAAGCCUUUGUUUUCAGUGAGAUUUGGAAACAUGAUGUUGGUAAGAAUCAAUGGGAGCAAAACAUACUUGAGAUAAACAAUAGAAUUCCACUUUAUCGCUGUGACAACGCCGGAUGCGUCCGUUGCGUCGAGAAUAACAGAGUUGACUCUUGGUGCAAAGCCAAUUAAAUAAGAUUAAAUAAAAUUGCUUAAGAAUAGAAUGCAUGAGACAAAUCUGCUGAAAAAACAAACUUGCUUUUGCUAUCCCUAUUAUACAUUUAUCGAUAAAGAUGGGAGCAUUUAAUCAGUUGGGACCCUUUUUCAUAUCUUUCGUCAAAACAUUGCUCCACUUUUACCUUGAAAUAUCUUCACAGUCUGUAUUU
Hemibagrus wyckioides is the source of this 1269-nucleotide messenger RNA. RefSeq lists its product as uncharacterized. The record is from RefSeq and is a predicted model, not a curated record. The transcript is spliced from 2 exons. Bases 332 to 1075 code for a protein of 247 amino acids. Lineage: Eukaryota; Metazoa; Chordata; Actinopteri; Siluriformes; Bagridae.